UUGACGGGAUCGUUGAUUGUUGAAGGACUGGGCCUACGGUGGUGAUGCACGGGAGUAAGUUAUGUUGAAUUUGUUCGCUAAAUAGUGUUUCACAACUGAUCGUGCUGACUUGGUCGUCAAUUAUAUAUUGACCUAUCGACUGUAGUCAUUAUUUUCACCAUACCGUUGAAAGUGUCAAGAUUCAUUACUGUAUGGUAGGAAAAUCGUACUAUGAGCAGAAGACAACAGACCACAGCGACUGCUCGUCUCAUGCAAGACUAUGCACGCAUCAUUAAAGACCCAGUUCCUUACAUCACCGCAGCUCCCCUGCCAUCAAAUAUGUUAGAAUGGCACUAUGUGGUUUUAGGUCCAGAGAACACACCCUAUGAAGGUGGAUUCUAUCAUGGAAAAUUGAUGUUUCCCAAGGAAUUUCCAUUUAAACCCCCAAGCAUCUAUAUGAUAACACCAAACGGCAGAUUUAAGUGUAAUACCAGACUCUGUCUAUCCAUCAGUGAUUUCCAUCCGGACACCUGGAACCCAGCCUGGUCUGUGUCAACGAUUCUUACAGGUCUUCUCAGCUUCAUGGUUGAAACAAAUCCGACACUAGGCAGCAUUGAAACCUCAGACUACACAAAACGUCAGCUCUCUGCUCAAAGCGGUGCCUUCAAUGUCAAAAAUAAAGUUUUUUGUGAAAUCUUUCCAGCGAUAUCCCAAGAAAUUAAAAAUGAAUUAAAAAGAAGAGAAGAGGAGCUUGCAGCUAGUAUGCAGUCAUCGGUGACCUCAGGUCGAACGAUAAACAACACAUCCAACAAUGCAAUGGGGCAGCCACAGAUUAACAACCAGGACCCCCAAGGCAUUGUGGGAGGUGCUCUGGCUAAUGUUCUUGUGAUUGUAGGUUUUGCAGCAUUUGCAUACACAGUUAAGUAUGUACUGAAAAAUAUAUCGCAAGAAUGAUGAAAUAGAAAUUAUGUAUUAUUAUGUUGUAAGAUUAAUCAGAUAUUUAAAUCUCAGAGAUUGCUUUAGAGAUUUGACAAAAUGUAAUCUCUUGUGCUAUUUUUUAAAAAUAGUAACUGGUAGAAGGAGAUGUAUAUUGUAAACUUUAUCUAUAAUGUAUAAUAGAUUAUUUCUAAUUUUGCAAUAAAUUCAAUUAGAUUAUCUCUAAGCCACUACCCAAAGCCUCUUUGCCAGACUUCCAAGUGGAGUAUUCAAGAGGAUACUACUGUAUAACACUAUACUUCUAUUUCCUGCAUCAUUAAUUAGAUUAUCCAGUUAAUCUUGUUUUUCUGAUUUCAUCUGAAUCAAGAUUAACAUUAAAACUCGUUAAUGAUCACAAAACAGCUAAAUUAACCAGAUCACAGUAACUUUUUUAUACUAGAGUAUUGCUAAAGUUACCUAAAUAUAACCAUGCCACACUAUACUUCUAAUUCCUAUAUCAUCAUCAGUUAGAUUAUUAAGUUAAUCCUGUUCUCAUCUGGAUCAAGAUUAACAUUAAACUAGUUAAUGAUAAGCAGCUAAAUUAGCCAGAUCACAGUGAAUUUUGAUAAACUAGUUAAUGAUCUGAUAACUAGGUCAAGGUUACUUGAUUGUUCUUGUGAAUGACUUGUUCUGUUUGAACGAUCUUGAGGAACAAUUGGUUACUUUAAUUACUCAACUAAAAUGGUUUCAAAAUAGAUAAUCCUUUCAUUUUAAUCUGUGAUUUAUUCUAUUAUAAUUUUGACUGUUAAUUUUAUUUUUGCUAUUCAUAUUGGAAGUUUAUAGAGACACAGUAUAAGGCACUUAUUUAAGUUGUAUGUUUGGAUUGGAUUAAUUUUAUUACUGUAUCUAUUUUGCCAUUGUUAAUAUCAAAAUUAUUAGGGGAAGUAAAGAAAUUCAUUUCUAUAUA
Anneissia japonica is the source of this 1861-nucleotide messenger RNA. RefSeq names its product ubiquitin-conjugating enzyme E2 J2-like. The record is from RefSeq and is a predicted model, not a curated record. The transcript has 6 exons. NCBI's taxonomy places the organism in Eukaryota, Metazoa, Echinodermata, Crinoidea, Comatulida, Comatulidae. Bases 211 to 933 code for a protein of 240 amino acids.